AUGGCGUCGUUUAUGAUCCGGAUCUACCCGGGCGAGCUGCAGCCGGCCACGGUCUUUCUGCCAGUGCGCGUCGAUGAGCGGACGACGGCCGCCCAUGUCGCCAAAGCAGCCGCCGCCCAGCUCGGCAUCUUUGGCCUCAACAACUUGACGCUGGUCGAACAAGGACCCGACAACAGCGAGAGCGUGAUGGAGCCCGACGAUCUCCCCAUGGAGCGUUUUCUCCUGUGGCCCAGCCAGGCCAAGUCCGCCAAAUACACGGCCAAUAAGUACAAAUUCACCCUGAGACAGGCGGAGAGCAGACUCAACCCCAGACAACUUCUCGAAUUGAAGGGUUUUCUUCCCAGCGCAGACUCGACUCCCCAAGACUUGUGCAACAUCUCUUCUCCCUCGCCGUCCUCCCUUUUGCGCGUGUUGCGCAAGCGCUUCGAAUCUCAAGAAAUCUACACCUGGGCUGGCCCCGUUCUUGUCUCCCUCAAUCCCUACUGCCAGAUCGCGAAUCUGUACGGCCCCCGAUUGCAGCAUCUUCAUCGCGGUCGAGGUCUUCAAACCAAAGCUCAUGUCUUCGCAGUUGCCGACGCAGCCUUUGAAACAAUUAAUAAGGGAAAACAUUCGUCGUGUUCGAUCGUUGUCUCCGGCGAAAGCGGCUCUGGAAAAAGUUUCUGCACUGAAAUCUUAGUGCAACACUUGCUGACGCUUGUGCGCUCGCAUGAAACACGAAUCGUUGCGGCUGGUCCGAUUCUGGAGAAUUUUGGGCACGCGAAGACGCGGAGAAACGUCAACUCUUCCAGGGUCGGCAAAUUCAUGACGUUGAGCUUCGCCGCUGCUGGAAGACUUACCGGCGCCAAGCUGGAGCAGUAUCUCCUUGAAGUUCCCAGGAUCAUUCAAAGGCAUCCACAAGAGCGUAACUUCCAUAUCUUCUACACGCUGCUCUAUGGCCUGGCGCCCGCGGAGAAGGAGAGAGUAGGCCUCAGAAGCCCGGACGACUACGCCUUCAUCAGAAACAGCAACGCGCUGCCUGUGGAAGAAAGAGAGGAAACCGACGGAAGGGGAAUCAUUAAACUUCAAAAUGCGCUAGACUCGAUUGCUCUGUUCGACUCAUCUCAAUACAGGAUUUUCCAAAUAAUGGCUGGAAUCUUGGCCCUCGGGAAUAUUGAUUUCAAGUCAGAUUACCGUGAUCAAGCUUCAAUUGUGAAUACGGAAUGGCUCGAGGAGGCGGCACACUUGCUCUCUAUAAAGCCGAAGAGUCUUCUUUCCCUGCUCACCGAGAAAAGCAGCAAGAUCGGGCGAGGAGCGCACAUCGAAACUCUUACCAGAAAACACAACUGUGCCAAAGCAUACGAGGCACGCGACGGGCUCGCCAAGGCAGCAUAUAGAAAAGUGUUCGACUUUUUGUUGCUUACUCUCAACGCGGCCAAUCGACCAGAGCAAACCUACCACCUCCAAACGGCCAGGAAUAUCGGCAUUUUGGACAUUUUCGGAUUCGAACAGGCGGAGGAGGGCAACUCUUUCGAGCAGUUUUGCAUCAACUACGCGAACGAGACGCUGCAGCUUUUCUCGAAUCAACACAUCUUCGAACUGGAAAAAGAAGAGCACGAGAAGGAAGACUUGCGCUGGACCGAUGUCCAGUUCUCUGACAACGAGGCUAUCAUCGAGCUCUAUUCCAGACGUCCGGAGGGUCUCUUCUGUCUCCUAAACGAGAACAUCCCAGGUCUGAACGAUAUCGUUCUUCUCAAUCGAUUUGAUGAAAACAACAUGGAGCUGAAGCCGGUCUACCGCAGAAAUGAAAUGGUCGAUGCUUUCGCAAUCAACCACUACGCCGGCUGGGUCGAGUACAACAUUGAAGGCUUUGUUGAGAAAAAUAGAGACGUGGUAGCCACAACUUCCUUGCAGAUUCUGCGAGGAAGCAGUUGCUGGCUCCUUCGUUGUGCAUCUGCUCAGAGCCAGCGAGCAUUCUGGCGCUGGCGCAAGCUCCAUCGAGUUAUUCAGGCUUGCUCUGCCUUUCGAAAAUGCUUCGACGGUGGAUUGCCGGAGCUCAACUCCUCCAUCGACGGAGAAGACAUGGAAGAAGUGGUCCUUGGAAAGAUUAGUCGCGCCGAGCGAAUGCAAAAGAUUCACUCGGUCCGGAGCAUGCUCGUACCAGCACUCGAGCAGACGCACAAGUCACAGUCGCGGACGACCACAUCGUUGCAGUACCAGCAAUCGCUCGCCGGGCUGAUGGACUCGCUUCGCAACUCGAUGCCGUUCUUUGUCAAGUGCGUGCGGACGAAUGCGCGCCAAGAAGCGCUUACUUUCGACGAUACGCUGAUUCUCGAGCAGCUCAAGUCCUCGGGAAUGACGGAGACAGUAAAGAUCAAACAAUCGGCUUAUCCCGUUCGGCUGGAGCAUAUGCGCUUUCUACGACAGUAUGGAGCAUUGCUUUCCAAUCGCAUAACUCCAAGCCGCGCUCAACUCGCAGAAGCAGUCGACUCUCUCGGCCUGGCGAAUUCGACACUUGUCGGCAAAACGCAAAUCUUCAUGAAAGACGCUGCCAAAGCCGACUUGGACAAGAAGCUCGAAUUCGCCGUGAUCAACAAAGUUCGCGUGAUCCAACGAGCUGUCCGCGAGUGGAUCAAGCAGCCCAAGCCCCUGGUCCAGAAUUCGCGACUUCAAGAAGAGCUGAAACGGCACGCAGCUGCGAUUGUUAUUCAGAAGCAUUGGCGAGGAUUCUGCGCGCGCGAGCAGUGCGAACUCCGCCUCUUCGCCGCCGUCACCAUCCAGCAAUGGUGGAGGGCGUGCAUGAAACGCGACCGGUAUCUACGAUUGCAGGAGUUUAUCACCUCGCUACAAGCAGUUGCGAGAAGAUAUUUGGCCAAGCAGAAGCUUGCACAGUUGAAAAUCGCUCGUGCAAAAGUCGAAAUUCACAAGCGCUUGAAGAUCGAACACGACGCUGCAAUCGUGAUCCAGCAGUGGUGGCGACGAACUUGGCGCUUGAAAGAGGUGCAGGACGGCUACAAACUAUGGCUUGACUCGGCGAAAGUCAUUCAGCGCUGGUGGAGGCGGAAAAGAGCGGAAAGAAACGAGCGGGAGAGUCAGCUUUUCGACGGAAACGAGGAGCGUUUUAAAACGAUGAAGCUGAUGUCUCCGGUGGCCAAUCUCGACCCGAUGGACCAGUUGAAUGUCGCGUUUGUCGAAAUGGACAGCUCGAGUUCGCAAAUGAGUCAGCUUGAGCCGAACGAGAGUGCGAUCAACUACACUCCUGAACAGACAGAAGUAGUUACUUCUCCACGGCGGCGAAGACAGAGCCCCGAGCAAAAGUGGAUUGUGCCUGAUCAAACUGUUGCUCUAAAGCCAGUGUUUCCCGCAGUCAGUUCAACGCCGCUUUCGAAGCCUGUUCGCCCGCCUUCAAAUGGCUCCAAUCAGCCCUACCAAGUGCAGCUGGUGAGAAAAGAAACACUGCGUUCGCAACUGCACGCCACUCAGCACGGCCGAUCGAAAACGUCGUGGACGGAGAUGGAGCAAAUGGAAAUGAUUCCAACGCCCGAUCUUAACUUCAGUGGCGACGUGAGCGAACUUGGUAGUCCAAGUAGUCCUCCCCCGCAGUCGAAGAAAUCUUCGAGGAGACAUAAACGAGAACAGGAGUCAAUGAUGAUGAACGCACAACUACCGCCAAAAGAUCCAAGUUCUAAAGAAUCCGAGGCCCCAAAAAUGCGAAACUCGCGGCGACCCCGUUCGCGGUCAUCCCAAAAUCGGCGACAGAGCGAAGCUGACCUUCCCGACCAGAUCUUGUUCGAGAAGAAAGUUCGCCCGCGAGAGAGACCGCCAUCCGCCAUACUACCGCGAGACAAGAUUCACGAGAGGAUAGAGCUCCGCCCUGAUGGAUCCCGGACGAGUGCAAGUUUCGUUCUAACGCCUCGAUCAUACGAACAGUCAGAGCGGGUUAAAUCGCAGUUCCGUCCCUCACCCCAGCCACUAGAACGGCGCGACUCAAUUAGAGAACGACGAGAAGUGCCUCCGCCGGCGAAAAUCAUCCAGCGACGCGCUCCAGUUGAAAGACAUCAAUCCGUAAAAGAGAAAAUCGACCGAUCAAGCGAUCGGGAGAAUCUGGAAAUUGACCCAGCCCUGAUCCACUCCCGGCAAGUUCCGCAUUCGACGCGUUUGUUGAGAAAAUCGCACGCAAAAGCGAGUAGCAGCAGCAGUAGAAAUCGAAGCAACUCGCUAGAUGCGCAGGAGCGGCUGGAGACAACAACGACUACGGAAAAUAUCAACUCGCGAAUUUUCAAGAAAGGGAAGAGUGAUUGGCAGGCGGAGAUUCCAGAUUGGGAAAACAACGAUAAACUUGUGGUAGAUGGUAAAUUGGCGCCGCUGAAUAUGCCUGUCAAUAAUCGACCAAGUCAAUUUUCGAAAACGGAGAUCAAGCCAAUGGAGCCUAGUUACCAGAGUAUCCAGCCCAUUCCAGAGACAAGUAGCUCUUCCUCUUCCAAACGCUCCUCCAACAUCGUCCAUGUCUUCAAGAACCGUCUCAAGCGCAAACGAAACAAGCAAAAAGAAGCCCCAGCGACAAGUAAUCUAAGCGUCAUUCCUCGCAAAGAAGUAAUACCCCGCGUCAUCGUGCUGGACGAAAGCGAUCCAGAAGGGCCAGAAAAUCUGAUCGCGUUUUUGGACGAGCGCGUCAAAUCAUUCAACUCGACGCUGGAGAAAGACGACUCUGGCAAUGAUGAGAUGACUCUUGUGAACGACAUUUGGCGCAACGCCCUGAACGAGUUCAAGGACACCCUCCGCUCGCUUUCAGUUCAAGGCUACAAUGAGUUAUUGCUCGAUCAAUUACUGGAGAACUUUUCUGAAGCCUUCCAGUCCCAAAUCCACAGAUCAUGCGCCGGCGACGAGGAAAAAAAGCGAACUCUUCCGUACCAAAUGUUCAUGAAUUCAUUCCGCGGGACGCUAGAAGACUUCGUCAAAGAGAACAAAUCGCUGCGUCCGAUCCGCCGCCCCCGGCCCAAGAAGAUCGAGAAGGAAGACUGCCGAGGCCACCACUUCUCGCGUCACCAAGUCAUCCAGCCAAAUGUGUGUGCUGUUUGUCAACAGCGGCUCUUCUUCAUGAUCGAUAAAGUUCAACUUUGCUCCAUUUGCAAAAUCCUCGUCCACAAAGACUGUAUCAAAAGUCCCAAGCUUCCUCAAUGUUCUCUGACCUCACAAGACUUAAAACUGUUUGGAGUUCCGCUGCAGUGCCUGUGCAAAGACGGCCAAGACACGCCAGAAUUCGUGAUCAAGGUCCUCUCCUAUCUCGAGCUGAACGGCAUUCUCAAGCAAGGAAUUUACCGCGUCUCUGGCGCCAAAGUCGAAGAAAAGAAGCUCGAAUCGGAGCUGGAGCAAGACCCCUAUUGCCGAAAAGUCAGAUUCGAAAGUUACAAUGUUCAUUGCGUCGCCAGCAUCUUCAAAAUUUUCCUCCGAAAGCUCCCCGAUCCACUCGUGCCUUUUGAGUACUACGACAACGUUUUGCGCGCGAUGACUCUUCCGGAAAAAGAAUGCUCCGACGAGCUGCUUUCGAUUUUCAACGGACUGCCGCGGCACCACCGGGGCACCUUGGAAAGAGUCGUCUUCCACCUCGCCCGCGUCGCGCAAAAGUCCGAAGACAACAAGAUGAAUCCUCAGAAUCUAGCGAUCAUCAUUGCGCCUUGUAUAAUCCGCGCUCCGGAUCAUAUUCCACCACUUACAGUUGCCCAGCAAAUCGGAGCAACGACACGAGCAGUAGAAAUCAUCAUCAGAAACCAGCUAGAAGUGCUGAAAACAAAGUUCAAUUCGUUCUCCGCGCUGGACGCCAAGGAGCGUCAAUUGCAACGCGGCCUCAAAGAAGUCCGUCGCAGUAAAAUGAAACACUCGAUCAGAGUCAGCAGACAUCAGAGCAAAGCGCCCGUGGCGCAGAACGAGCCCGAGGAGAGCAUGGAGCACGAUGAAAAGCGCCUCGCAGCUGAUCUCGCUCGAAUAAAACAGCAAAAACGCGCCACCUUCUCCUCGAUCCGGGCCUUCAGUCACCCGAAUCAAGAGAGCACGGCCGCUUCUGAAUCGCUGAAAGCCGACUCUGUCUCCCGCAAUAACGCCCCUUCCACACCCAAAGCAGAUCAAUUUAUUCGCGCCGACAAAAACCGCCUCGCUCACCGACGAUUUAACAAAAGUUCAAAAUACACCAAUCUGUAA
Molecule: messenger RNA, 6171 nt
Organism: Oikopleura dioica
Lineage: Eukaryota; Metazoa; Chordata; Appendicularia; Copelata; Oikopleuridae
Source: the annotation of a GenBank genome assembly